Messenger RNA from Vitrella brassicaformis, 1694 nucleotides. The record is from the annotation of a GenBank genome assembly. Lineage: Eukaryota; Vitrellaceae.
CCCGCUACGCUCCAUCUCGAGACGGUGCUCCUCAGCCCUCGCCUGACAUACACAUACAUACAUACAGGUGCAACAUGCAUGGCUGACAUAACAGCAUGAAGUUCAGCCGAUUGAGUGGAUACCUUGGCAUUGUCGCCGUGCUCCUUGACGUAGGUCUUGUACUUAUGCCUGCCGUCAGCCUUCUCCCACCAGGAAGCCACCCAGGCCUGGGUAUUCUCGUUCCGGAAACACCCGGCACAUCAGACUGGUGUGCUGCAGCAAACACACACACACACACAAGAACAGGUGUUGCCUUUCUGUCCCACUCAUUUGCUCACCCGCGAUACUGACGACAGUCUUCCUUCUCUUGUCGGUGGUCUCGCGGCGGUGGCCAGCUGGGAGUCGUCCCAAUCGCCCGUAGUACUAUCAUGUUGAAACACAACAGACAGAGAAGAUGCCCUUCACAUUUGUGUUUUCUCGUGCCAUGUUUGCAUUCACCCCACCUCCGUGCGCCACUUGAGAAACCCCUCCUCUCCGUGCAAACGCAUCAUGCGCAAAUGGAACUCCUGCAUCGCCCUCUGGGACCUCUGUAAAACAAACACGAAGUGACCGAAAAACAAAAGGCGUGGCAUGUCAAUUUCUCACCGCGCUGCACAAUGCGCGAUAGGCCGCGUCGGAUAUCAACGGGCGUCCAUCCCUGUGAAAAAAGAUAUUGCAUAAGUGCCGUGUAUAUGUGGCCUGCGUGGCUCCUCUCUCACCCCUGCACACGUGGCUGCACGUAGAGGUAGUAGAAGUCAGAUAUCGCCAUCCUUGCACACCUCUCGAUCAGCUCCCGCUGGCGCGACAUCUCCUCCUUCAGCCACCUCACGAGAUUGACCGCAUACUGCGACACAUAAUGCAGGAAGUCAGCGCAGGGAAUGUCAUGCGCAAUGCGUACCGAGAGCUGGUGGGACCUGACGAAGCGAUCAAGCUCAGCCCAGGUGUAGAUCCUGUCGUUGACAGCCGAGAUGAAACGAAUCAAUUCCUGCACACAAAACAUGGAGAGACUCAUACACAUCGACAUGUCAUUUCGCCUCUGCACCUGCUCGUGGAUGCCACCGCCUGCUGAGGUGUUUCUCACAUGUUCUUGGCAAGCAAACUUAUAACUCCUACAGCUUGUCGGGUGCUUACUGUGUGCAUGUGUGUUGUCCGCCCACCCCAACAUUUGCCCAUUUCGCUUGCUAGCGUUCGGUGCGAACGAACUUACGGAGUGCCAGGCAAACGGACUGUCGGACUUUUGUGCUAUGUUAUCGAACUCAUUUGAACGACGCAUGAAGAUGCAUUCACGUAACACAUGAAUGCAGUCAGCACAGGGCUAAUUUCUUAGUAGAAUGUGUUGCGACCUACUACCGACACAGAUGGGCUUUGAUUAGAUGGCGGUGUUGUGUACCGGUAAGUAAGGAGUGUGGUCGGACCCUCUGUCUCCAACCACAACAGAUACAGGUUAUACCACUGACACAGGCACACAGACAGAGAUCCAGCAUGACAGGGAGGUCGAUACUCACCGUGUGUCUGCUACCGACCGUCACGUGCACGAAAUGGGAUGAGCACCUCAAAACACCACACGAGUGUAGGUAGUGAGUAGGUACGAGUGCCAGUGUGUUGUUGUACCUCAUAGACGGGUAUGGUGCAUCUCGGGCCGUAAAAGUGGCCCAUGAGACGGCAUGACAUCCAUG